Messenger RNA from Carcharodon carcharias (great white shark), 3592 nucleotides. Its product is annotated as IQ motif and SEC7 domain-containing protein 2-like. The transcript has 12 exons. Gene Ontology annotation, biological process: actin cytoskeleton organization; regulation of ARF protein signal transduction. The coding region runs from base 335 to 3199 and encodes 954 amino acids. The record is from RefSeq and is a predicted model, not a curated record. Gene Ontology annotation, molecular function: protein binding; guanyl-nucleotide exchange factor activity. NCBI's taxonomy places the organism in Eukaryota, Metazoa, Chordata, Chondrichthyes, Lamniformes, Lamnidae.
AUGUGGAGCGCUGGGGCCCCCACACGGUGCCUCUCCGGGUGUGUGGUUUGAGUGCAGCGAGAGCCUGGGGCCUGGAGGUGGGGGACGGGGCUCUCGGUGCUGAGUGGGGAUUGGCUCCUCAGGCCUGCCUGUCCCCGGCUGGGCCGGUUGAUGAAUAUUUCUGGGUGGUUCCGUGUCUGGAGCGUUUGUUUAUGCUCAUUCGGAAGUUAGACCUUGACUGAGACACUGUGAGCUCCCUCACUCCCUCUGGAGACCCUCCCCCCCCACCGACUCUCCCGGCCCCUCAGCUCCCCUCCCCCCGAGGGGGGUGGUGACACGUCCCUCCCUCCCCACCAUGGCCCGGCUGAGUAUGCCUUCCAUCAGCUCGGCUCUGGAGAGAGCUGCCAGUCUUGGAAACAGCAGGAAAACCAGGAAGAUCAAAGCUGCAAGCAGGGCCCUGCUCUACACCCUGGAAGCCGAGACCCAGAGCAGCGAGGCCGGGACAACAGUGGACAGUCCGUGUGGACCAGCCCCCUACAGGUGCAGCGCCGAACUCAAGCAGGACUCCUUCGAGCACCCAGCCAGCCGGGCGCACUGCGCCGAGCUCCAGUGGGCGCAACGGGCGCGCCACCAGCCCGCUAGCUUGGCCCUCCGCAAGCAGGAAGAGGAAGAUGCCAGCAAGAGGCCCAAGUCACUCUCGGAGAGCUAUGAGCUGUCCACAGAUCUGCAGGACAAGAAGGUGGAGAUGCUGGAGCGCAAGUAUGGGGGCUACUUCCUGAGCCGAAGAGCGGCCAGGACCAUCCAGACCGCCUUCCGCCAGUACCGCAUGAACAAGAACUUCGAGCGACUGCGGAGCUCCCUGUCCGAAAGCCGGAUGUCCCGCCGGAUUGUGCUGUCCAACAUGCGCAUGCAGUACUCCUUCGAGGAGUACGAGAAGGGGCACGGGGCCGGCUUCGAGAGCCGGCAGGCCUCGGUGCGCUCCGAGCGGACAGGGCUGGGCUCCCGCACCCACUCCGAGCGCAGCGACCCCUUCGGCGGCGCCGAGGUGGAGUCCACCACUGCCUCCAGCGACUUCACCAACGAGGUGACCGAGCUGGAGGACGCCUUCUCCCGGCAGGUGCGCACCCUGGCCGAGUCCAUCGACGAGGCGCUCGGCUGCCGACCGGCGCCGCCCGGCACCGCCGGCGAGGGGGGCGACCCCUUCGAGGGCCGGGGCGAGCCCCAGCGGGCCAAGAAUGAGGACUCCGCCACCACCUACAGUGACGUCACCCUCUACAUCGACGAGGGCGAGGCGCCGGCCUCGCCCCUCUCCUCGGAGCGGGCGCCCAGCUCCGAGCAGGAGCUGCACCCGCACCACCACCCCCACCACCCGGCCGGCGCCGCCGGCGCCCCCUCCCUCCCACACCACCACCACCACCCGCAGCACCACCACCACCACCACCACCAGCAGCAGCAGGGGGGGCCGGAGUACUGGGGGGUCGCCGGCGGGCAGGGGAGGGAGGCCGAGGGCGGGCGCCGGAUCCCCGGCUGCAUGGAGUGCCGGGACUACCGCCGGCGGGCGGCCCACCUGCCCCUGCUGACCAUCGAGCCCCCCAGCGACAGCUCAGUGGACAUGAGCGACCGCUCGGACCGGGGGUCCCUCAGCCGCCAGCUGGUGUACGAGGCGGAGUCGCCGGCCCCGGUGCCGGUGCCGGUGCCGGUGCCGGUCCACCGGGCGCCACCCCCGCCGCCGCCCCCGCCCCCCCCGGCCCGCUCGCCCCUCCCCCUCCGGCCACUGGACGCCCACCUGGCCAACAACAACGGCGAAGCCAGCCGCAACGGCAAGGCCGAGCCGGAGCUCUCCGACGGGGACAACGACAGCCUCAACAGCAGCGUCAACUCCAACGAGACCAUCAACUGCAGCACCGGCUCCUCGUCCAGGGACAGCAUCCGCGAGCAGACCCUUUGUAAACAGACCUACCACAAGGAGACGCGGCACAGCUGGGACUCGCCCGCCCUCAACAACGACGUCCUCCAGCGCCGGCAGUACCGCAUCGGACUCAACCUCUUCAACAAGAAACCAGAGAAGGGGAUUCAGUACCUGAUCGAGAGAGGCUUCGUGGCUGACACGCCCAUCGGCGUCGCUCGCUUCAUCCUCGAGCGCAAGGGCCUCAGUCGUCAGAUGAUCGGGGAGUUCCUGGGUAACCGACAGAAGCAAUUCAACCGGGACGUGCUGGACUGUGUGGUGGAUGAGAUGGACUUUGGAGGGAUGGAGCUGGACGAGGCAUUGCGGAAGUUCCAGGCGCACAUCCGAGUCCAAGGAGAGGCCCAGAAAGUCGAGCGGCUGAUUGAAUCUUUCAGCCAACGUUACUGCAUCUGCAACCCAGCCCUGGUUCGGCAGUUCCACAACCCGGACACCAUCUUCAUCCUGGCUUUCGCCAUCAUCCUGCUCAACACCGACAUGUACAGCCCCAACGUGAAGCCCGAGCGCAAAAUGAAGCUGGACGACUUUGUCAAGAACCUACGGGGAGUGGAUAACGGAGAAGAUAUCCCGAGGGAUAUGCUGGUGGGAAUCUACCAUCGGAUCCAGAAGCGGGAGCUGAGGGCCAACGAUGACCACGUCUCGCAGGUUCAGGCCGUAGAGCGCCUCAUCGUGGGGAAGAAGCCGGUUCUGUCUCUGCCACACCGCCGGCUGGUUUGCUGCUGUCGCCUCUACGAGGUUCCGGAUCCUAAUCGACCACAGAAACAGGGUGUCCAUCAGCGAGAGGUCUUUCUCUUCAACGAUCUGCUUGUGGUCACUAAGGUCUUUCAGAAGAAGAAGAUCUCAGUGACAUACAGUUUCCGUCAGUCGUUUGCACUGCACGAGAUGAAGGUUAACCUAUUCCAAAACGCCUAUUAUCCCCACGGCAUCAAGCUGGCCUCGUCCAUACCCAGCGCAGAAAAGAAGAUCCUCAUCAUCUUCAAUGCCCCCAGCGUGCAAGACCGGACCAGAUUUGCCAGCGACCUGCGAGAGUCCGUCGCCGAGGUCCAGGAGAUGGAGAAAUACCGGGUGGAAUCCGAGCUGGAGAAACAGAAAGGGGUGAUCCGCACCACCAUGUUGCAGAGCGCCAGCCUCAAGAAGGACACGAUGAACGGCACGCUGACCAGCCUGGACGACACCUACGCCGUGGGGGAGGGGCUGAAGCGCAGCGCCCUCAGCAGCUCCCUGCGUGACCUCUCCGACGCAGGGAUCCAUCAUUAGCAUCCCCCGGGUGCAGCCGCGACCCAUACCCAUCCAGGAGGAGGCGACGAUGCGCCCGCACCGACAGCUCUCCAACUCGGCCUCGUUCCUGGGCUCCCUCUUUGGGAGCAAGCGGGGCAAGCAGGGCAUGCAUGCCCACUCGCAGGCUGGUGGCGCCCAGCAGUACCCGGCCUCCUCCUACCAGCCGGCUUACCAGCUCCAGGGCGGGCCGUCCGAGGGGCCCUCCAAGAUCCAAGUGCUGCACGCCCAGUACUGCCAGCCUCCGCCGCCCUACUACCACCACCACCGCUUCCAUGCCCAGCCCAACCCCCAGCACAUCAACGUCACCCUCCAGCGCCAGUGCAGGCAGAGGCCGGCGCUGCCCCCGCUCCUGCCCCGCCCCGCCCUGGCGCA